AUGGAGAAACUUCUCAGCACUGCCCAAAUACCUACAGAGUUUUUAAAACCCACAUACAUGAUAGGAAAAAUUCCUCGAAAGGCUCUUAUAUCGGAACCACGAGUGUCUUACAGCCUUUAUAUUCCGCCAGAACAAUACAAAGAUAUCUCACGCGGUCAAGCAAACGGCGCGUCACAACCCGCACUGCCCAAGCUCCCCUUACUGGUUUUUAUCCAUGGCACUCUACGUGAUGAUUCUUAUGUCGAAAGAGGCCUUAUCCCUUUUGCAGAAUCCACGCCUUGUGCCAUUAUGGCGCCGCUUUUCCCUGCCGGACUCGAUAGUUCUACCGACUUAGACUCAUAUAAAUUACUUCGAUCUCCGACGCUGCGAUCCGAUCUUGCCCUUUUGGAUAUGCUAAACGAGGUAGCUCAUCGCUGGCCUGGAAUAGACACAACAAGAGUUUUCUUGAUGGGCUAUUCAGGUGGUGGACAAUUUGUACAUCGGUUCCUCUACCUCUACCCCGAAAGGCUAUCAGCUGUGAGUAUUGGGGCCCCAGGAACCGUGACUAUGCUGGACCACUCAGCUUCCUGGCCGGCGGGCAUAGCAAAUACGGAAGAGCUUUUCGGGAUACGCGUCGACAAGGACUUGAUCAAACAGGUUAAGAUUCAACUCGUUGUAGGCGAUGCUGAUGUUGAAGUUCAUGGAGGAGCUGAGUUUUGGUCGUGGCUACAAAAGUUCAAGGCUGCAGCAGGCACUGAGUUAUUGAGCAGCGCGCAGCCAGAGACGGAGUUGAGCAUUAUCCCAAGUAAGGAAAUUGUUCAAAACAGGCUGGGAACUUUGAAGAAAUUGCAGGCAUUGUGGAGGGAACAUGGCAUAGAUGCGCAGCUUGACAUUGCGGAAGGGGUGAAGCAUGAGAGCCUCAAAUGUCAACCGUAUUCUCUAAACUUCUUGCAGUCACUGAUUAGGGAACGAUAA
This is a messenger RNA of Trichoderma gamsii, 954 nucleotides long. RefSeq lists its product as hypothetical. Lineage: Eukaryota; Fungi; Ascomycota; Sordariomycetes; Hypocreales; Hypocreaceae. The transcript has a single exon. Bases 1 to 954 code for a protein of 317 amino acids. The record is from RefSeq and is a predicted model, not a curated record.